Messenger RNA from Amphibalanus amphitrite, 3460 nucleotides. RefSeq names its product monocarboxylate transporter 13-like. Gene Ontology annotation, molecular function: monocarboxylic acid transmembrane transporter activity. The coding region runs from base 354 to 1916 and encodes 520 amino acids. The record is from RefSeq and is a predicted model, not a curated record. Lineage: Eukaryota; Metazoa; Arthropoda; Thecostraca; Balanomorpha; Balanidae. The transcript is spliced from 10 exons. Gene Ontology annotation, biological process: monocarboxylic acid transport; transmembrane transport.
AGUUCCAGCCGGUCCACGAGUACAGUGUGUGGUCUCCAGUGCGGGUCACAGUCUGCGGUACCCGGGGGCAGCAGUACGGGUCACCUGUCGGCAGUGUCUGACCUCUGUACAGGUCACCAGUCCAGUAUCUGACCUUCAGUGCCGCAAGUCGCCAGUGGAGGUGCAGUACCGCUGCUGGGGCUGCCGUCGGCUCCCGAUCGAGCUCGGCCGAGUAUAAAUUGGUGGCCGGCGGCGGCGGCCGCUAUUGGUGCCCGGUCCCGCGCCGGCCGCAGUCUCGUCCCGUCCCGCAGCGCGGUCCGCACAGAGCCCCCAGCGCCGCGGUCCGCUGCGGCAAGGUGUCAGACGGCAGCGGCAUGGAGCGGCUGAAGAACUGGGUGGCGGGCAUGUCGUCCUGCGCGGCGGCCUCCCGGUCGCAGGCCUCACGUGAGCUGACCGAUGGAAAGGUGCGCGUCUCGGACCCGUGUCAGGCCAGGUGUCUGGCAAAGGACGCCGAGGCACACCAGACGUCUCCGAAACCGGACGGCGGAUACGGGUGGCUCAUAGUGUUCGCCUCGUUUUUGGCCCAUGUCACCAUCUACGGCGUUUCGUGGUCGGUCGGAGUGUUUAACAUCAUUUUCCUAGAAGAAUUCCAGCAAUCAAAAAGUACGACAGCAUGGGUCGGCUCUUCAUUAAACGCUCUUAUGUACACAUCGGGAAUCGUCUCGUCGGCACUGGUGCGUCGGCACGGCUGUCGACGGGUGCUGAUCGCCGGAGGGGUGCUGGCCGCCGUCGGUAUCGCACUGUCGGCGCUGGCCCACCGCCUCUUCGUGCUCUAUUUUACCUUCUCGCUGCUCGGAGGCGUCGGUCUCGGUCUCGCCUACAUCCCGGCCGUGGUGAUCGUCAGCGAGUAUUUCGAGCAGCGGCGCACCAUCGCGCUCGGCCUGGCCGUCUCGGGCGUCGGCCUCGGCGGCUUCGUCUUCCCGCCCGUCAUCAGGGCGCUGAUGGAGGUGCACUCGUGGAGGGUGGUGCUGCUGAUCAUCGCCAGCAUCGUCUUCAGCUGCCUGACCGUCUGCGGCGCGCUGAUGAGGCCGCACGGACCGCCCGACCGGACCACCGUUGGCUACCUGGCCGAGCUCCGGGAGAAUAUCGGCAUCAUGAAGUCUGUGCCGUUUGUAACGCUCUGCUUCAACAACCUGCUCUACUGUUUCGGCCUGGUGAUAGUGUACGUGCACCUGGGCGGGCUGGCGCUCUCCUCGGGCCUCUUCAGCAAGGCCAACUCGGGACUCAUCUUCUCCAUCGUCGGCGUGUCCAACCUGGUGGGCCGGGUCCUGCACGGCGUGGUGUGCCACUUCCCCCGGAUGACCACCAUCCUGGUGUACAUGAUCUCCAGCGUGGGCUCCGGCCUGGCCACCGUCCUGAUGCCCAUCUCCAGCAGCGUCACAGCGCUGGCCGUGUGCGCCUGCGUGUUCGGCUUCUGCAGCUCGUGUCUGGGCGCGCUGCUGCCGGACAUCAUCAUCCGUCUGGUGGGCGACCAUCGGCUGGGCACCGGCUACGGCCUGCUGCUGCUCUUCGAGGGCGCCGGCUCCAUGCUCGGAGGACCCGUGGCCGGGAUGCUGUUUGACUACAUGCUGGUGUACGACUACAGCUUCUACCUGUCCGGGGCGCUGCUGCUGGCCGCCGGACUGGUCAUGGUGGUGCCCUGGCGGUACACGCACUCUUGGCGGCGCGCCGAGAGCCUGUACCGGCCGGCGGGCAGCGCCGACACCGACAGUCCCCAGCGACGGGCGCGCCGAAAGGACGCCGAGGCCGGCCGACAGGGUCCCUCCGCGGACCCCUCCACCAGCCGACACGGCCCCUCGGCGGGCCCCUCCACCAGCCGAGAGGGCCCCUCCCACUGUCAGCCGUCAGAGCACGCAGAGGCAGAUCAGGGUGUGUAAUGGCCGGUACAGCUGACCGCGGACACGGGGAGGGGCGGAGGGCGCCCUCUGCCGGGCCGCCCGUUCCAGUCUGGGCAGGUUCAGUGUGAAAGGAACGCCGCCAGCGCCAUUCGCGGCCGGUCGCUGACCACUGGACGGUGGAUAAAGAGGGGAGGAGUUGUGUCGCUGUCCCGGCCGGACUGGCCUUUGGCGGUCCACGGCACAGGGGACCCAGUCGGCCCGGUCGCGGCCCACUGAUAGCCCACCAGUGUCGGUCCUCCGUGCCAGUAGCUGCCGUCACGGGAGGGGACACAGGCGUCCGGCUACUCAGUGCCUGUUGUGCACAGCUCACGGUGUAGUGUGCACGGCUCACGGUGUUUUGUGCCCAGCUCACGGUGUAGUGUGCCCAGCUCACGGUGUUUUGUGCCCAGCUCACGGUGUAGUGUGCCCAGCUCACGGUGUUUUGUGCCCAGCUCACGGUGAAGUGUGCACGGCUCAUGGUGUAGUGUGCACGGCUCAUGGUGCACAGCUCACAGUGCCCGAAUCUCAGCGGCUCACGUAAUCUGUGUGUAGCGAGGCCAGCAGUCGGGAACUGAGAGUGGCGGCGGCGCGACUAUCGCAGUGCCUUGGCGAGGGAAGCGCUCGAUGGCCCAGCUCACGCCUGCGUUAUCAAUAUCGCCUCACAUCGACAGCGUAGAGCCGAGUGUGUAUAGGCACUGCAUAGUGUAUGCGUACAUGUUACCGGAGAAGUGAGCGGUAUAAUGCGUGUGAGACGACUACCGUAAUGAGAGCCGCUACCGUUUGAUAUUAUUAUGCUGGCCGUGAUGCGUCCUAAUGGUUCUAGUUGACAGUCCGUAUUUUUGUAAAAUGUAUGACUGGGAGGUUCAUGCUGGCUGAUACGGCCGCACUCGGUCCAAUAACGCGGCUUCUGUUCGGAAGUGUCGCAGCAGCCCGGCUCCGCCGACUUUCCCGCCACUGGUAUGUCCGUCUGUGUGUGGUGUGUGUGAACGUCUGGUCUGAGACCGGUGGUGCUGACAUGUAAUGCUCGAGUACGACCUGUCCUGGUUCAACAGAGCUCGGCGACGUACAGCACACGCACGUCCAAAGCUAACAGUGAAAUAAGACGGUAGGUCCCCAAGCCCUUCAUUGACGAAACUGUGAGUUAUGAGCACCUACUUCACAUAGCGCACGCACAGUAUGGCUGCUCCCUCCCCAGUUCGUCGGAUCGCUCCUCUGUGAGGUUUGAGCCGCGCCCGUGAACCCGCAGCGGGAUGGGACGGCAGUCCCUCCCCCUCCUACUCAGUGAUGGACCUCCGGGAGGUUAGUAGCGCGCGUCCAUGACCACGGUAACUAGCCAGGUCUCGCUUUCAGCUCAUUCCCAGAUAACAAGGGCCUCUGUGACGUGAAAAGCACGUUCGAGGCCAACAUAGGAAUGAAACAGAAUGAAACAUCUCUCUCUCUCUCUCUCUCUCUCUCUCUCUCUCUCUUUCUCUCUCUCUCUCUCUCUCUCUCUCUCUCUCUCUCUCUCUCUCUCUCUCUCUCUCUCUCUCUCUCUCUCUUCUUGC